AUGCUGACGUCAGGCCUCAGACGAUCGUGUUUCUCCACCCCACCCUUUUCAACAUUAUUCUUUUUGAGUGUCCAUCGUUGUCAAGCCGCCAAAGUGGAGAGUGUGGUUGCAGAGGGGGGUGCUUCUCGUUACAGUGCUUCUUCGGGAGGGGGAGGAGGAGGUCGUAGUACACCUCAGCACCAUCCCACAACUGUCGGUAACAGCGAGUUCCUGGGGAAAACCCCAGGGCUUAACGUUCAGAGAUGGGUUCCUUCACGAAGCACUAGACGAGAUGUCAGCUCCUCAAAUGACAAAGAACACCAAGAUGCAAUCUUCAGAAAAGUGAGAGGCAUACUUAAUAAACUGACCCCUGAGAAGUUUGACAAGCUAUGCCUUGAGCUUCUGAAUGUGGGUGUGGAUUCAAAGCUCCUCCUCAAAGGAAUCAUCUUGCUGAUUGUAGACAAAGCCCUUGAAGAGCCCAAGUAUAGUUCACUAUAUGCUCAGCUAUGUCUGCGUCUGGCAGAGGAUGCUCCAAACUUUGAUAACCAAUUAUCUGAGAUCCAGUCAUCACAAAAGCAGAGCACUACAUUCAGGAGACUUUUGAUCACAAAGCUUCAAGAUGAAUUUGAAAACCGCAGCAGAAACGUUGAAAUUUAUGACAAAAGCGAUGGCCCUCUUACCUCAGAAGAGGAGGAGCAGCGUGCCAUUGCUAAGAUCAAGAUGCUGGGCAACAUCAAAUUCAUCGGGGAGCUUGGCAAGCUUGACCUCAUUCAUGAGUCGAUCUUGCAUAGGUGCAUCAAGACUCUCCUGGAAAAGAAGAAGAGAGUACAACUUAAAGAUAUGGGGGAGGAUUUGGAGUGCCUUUGUCAGAUAAUGAGGACUGUGGGGCCUAGACUUGAUCAUGACAAAGCCAAGUCUUUAAUGAAUCAGUACUUUAGCCGCAUGCGAUCCAUAAUGAACAACAAGGACUUGCCUUCAAGAAUUCGUUUCCUGCUGCAGGACACGUCAGAGUUGCGAGAGAACAACUGGGUGCCCCGAAAAGCUUUUGUUGAUAACGGACCUAAGACCAUCAAUCAGAUUCGUCAGGAUGCAGAUUUGGGUGUAUUUAUUCCAGCAAUGACUCCCGGAAUGAGAACUGACUUCUUUCAAGAUAGCCUUUUCUUGCAAGCACGACUGACUAGGGAGAUUCUUGGUGGAUUGGCUGAUAUGUUUGGACAAAUGCCAGGCUGUGGAAUUGGAACUGGACCUGGGGUGAUUCAAGACCGGUAUUCCCCCACCAUGGGGCGCCAUCGAACAAACCCACUCUUCAACGGUCAUGGUGGCCACAUGGCUCCUGCUCCUCAGUCUCAGUUUGACAAGCCUUUCAUGAAAUCCAAUCAGGGGCAGAAUAUGCUUUUCCAGAACCAGGCUCAGCAGCAGGCUCAGUCCAAGGACACGCAAUCACGUUUUAGCAAGAAAGGACUGCUCAAUGCUGAUGAGAUUAGCCUGAGACCAGCUCAGUCAUUUCUCCUAAGCAAAUCCCAAGUGCCAAAGCUCCAGCCACAGAUUCCCAACAUGAUUCCUCCAAGUGCUCAGCCCCCACGGACAUCCACUCCUCCACUAGGACAGCUUGGCCUAAAGACAAAUCCCCCUCCCAUUCAGGAGAAACCUCAGAAGGCAAACAAGAAACCACCGCCUGCCAAAGAGGAACUUCUCAAGAUGACUGAGACUAUUAUCAAAGAGUAUCUGAGCAACAAGAAAAUCAGCGAUGCUGUGAACGGUGUGAGAGAGAUGAGGGCACCUAAACACUUCCUGCCAGAGAUGUUGAGUAAGAUGAUUAUAUGCUCGUUGGACAGUUCAGAUGAUAAAGAGCACGUUAGCAGUCUGUUCCACACACUGCGUACUGAGGGCCUUAUUACUGGGGAGAACUUCAUGCAGGCAUUCCUUAAUGUUUUGGACCAGUGUCCUAAGCUUGAGGGUGACAUUCCCCUGGUGAAGUCCUAUCUGGCUCAGGUUGCUGCACGUGCUAUCGUUGCUGACCUCAUGAGUAUCGCAGACUUGGCUCAUCCACUGGAGAACGGUGUACACUUUCCUCUCUUCUUGCUUUGUCUGCAGCAAACAGCCAAGCUAAAGGAUAAAGAGUGGCUCACUGACUUAUUCCAGCAGAGCAAGGUCAACAUGCAGAAGAUGCUGCCAGAAAUAGACCAAAACAAAGACCGUAUGUUGGAGAUUUUGGAAGGAAAGGGCCUGAGCUUCCUGUUCCCACUCAUGAAACUGGAGAAGGAGCUGCUGAAGCAGAUCAAAGCAGACCCAGCACCACAGACCAUCUACAAGUGGAUAAAGGACAAUAUUUCACCCAAACUUCACACUGAUAGGGGUUUUGUCAACAUUCUGAUGACCAGCUUUUUACAGUACAUUUUCCACGAGAUGUAUUCUGAUGAAGCUGAUGAGCAGCUGUCCUCGCCUUCAAAAGAACAACUUGAUCAAGAGAAGCAGCUGCUGUUUGCUUUCAAACCAGUAAUGCAAAAGUUCCUGCUUGAUCACGUGGAGCUGCAGGUCAGCGCACUUUACGCGCUGCAAGUGCACUGCAAUGCCAAGAGUUUCCCCAAAGGAAUGCUGCUGCGCUACUUUGUCAACUUUUAUGAUAUGGAAAUAAUCGAAGAAGAAGCCUUCCUUGCAUGGAAAGAAGAUAUUACCCAAGAGUUUCCUGGCAAAGGCAAAGCGCUGUUCCAGGUGAACCAGUGGCUGACCUGGUUGGAGACUGCUGAGGAGGAGGAGUCUGAAGAAGAGGCAGAUUGAGAAGUCAACCAAAGCCUUAAUGGUCUAAAAUAACAUCUUGCUUUUUCUUUUCUCACCCGUCUUACACCCACGGUCAUCAGUCAUGGUUUUCUUUUUUUUGUUGUUUAUAUAUAUAUGUAUGUUAUUAACAUGUUUGCUUUAAUUCCCGCAUUCCACACCAGUUUAGUCCCUGCACCUUCAUUAUUUAAAGCAUUUAAUGGUUUACUAUGUUUGAAUUGAACACCUAAGGAACGGUAUUAGCGACGUCAUCCUGCUCGUUUUUGCUUAUAAAGACCGUGUAUUUGCGAAAGCCUUUUCUCCUGCUGCUGUAACACAACAUGAGCAGAAAUGCACUUUGUGCUCAGUGUCAUGAGCUGUUGCAAUACGAUCCCUCGAUUGUUACAAAGAUCCUACGACUGUAAUCAGCGCGACCGUAAAGUUUUAAUAGUUGACAGUUUUUUCUACCUCUUUAGUGAUGGGUUUAGUGCGCCAGGAUGAAUCAAGUCUCCUUUUAAACAGAUGGAAUUUUGCAAACCUGCACGGUGCUCAAGUCCGAGUUGGAGAAAAGACCCCACAGUUUACUCUCUCGUGCUAAUCUGAAUGUGACAAAGGAAAGCCAUGUGGGAGAUGAGUUCAACAGCCUUCUCUCUCUCUUUUUUUUUUUUUUUUUUUUUUUGUUUUAAAUCAACCCAUGUUUGUCCCCUCAAAUACUUGUCAAACUUUAAUACUUGAAAGUGUUUUUCUUUCUGUCUUUUGCUUCUUCUACUUUACAGCAUCUUCAGGGAUUUACCAAACAUGGCCUGUUUCAGAUGCACCAAACAUUGAUUGGUUUUUUAGAUUUAAAAUGAAACUUUUAAUUGGUUAAAUAAAGAUAACAUGAAAUUGAAACUUGAGAACCACUUCUGAAUGCUUAUUAAAACCUAAGUCUGUUUUCCAUAAUAUCUUCACUAGAUAUUUAUUGAACUCUAUCAUGACAAAAAGAAAAUGACUGCUUUAUCUUUAGGUAGAACAAUAAAAAUGGAUGCACAAUGUGGUAUACAUCUGUACAACGAAUGACUUGCUAUUGAAAGUGUUACUGUAAGAUGUAAGAGCUCUGAUUGUUCUGUGUACCACUCACUUAACUUUCAAUAAAGUUACACACCAGGAUCACA
Messenger RNA from Silurus meridionalis, 3887 nucleotides. It is a transcript of the gene eif4g2a, whose product is annotated as eukaryotic translation initiation factor 4, gamma 2a. The transcript has 21 exons. Gene Ontology annotation, cellular component: eukaryotic translation initiation factor 4F complex. Bases 1 to 2757 code for a protein of 918 amino acids. The record is from RefSeq and is a predicted model, not a curated record. Gene Ontology annotation, molecular function: translation initiation factor activity; mRNA binding; protein binding. NCBI's taxonomy places the organism in Eukaryota, Metazoa, Chordata, Actinopteri, Siluriformes, Siluridae.